CCCUAUGAAAGAGAACCACAUGGAUAAAGCGAAAAGGCAGAAGGGAGGGCUGGAUAUUGGCAGCGGGCAGACACCUCCUAUUCCCCUGACACUGACGGUAUAGUGACAGCAGCUGCCGCCCAGUCUCGGGUGCCCCUCGGAAGCCCCGCCCCCGACUCCCCGGCUCCUCCAUAGACUCAGCACAACAUGGACCUGUUCGGGGACCUGCGGAGGAUGAAUAAGAGGCAGCUCUACUACCAGGUUCUGAAUUUUGCCAUGAUAGUAUCGUCAGCUCUUAUGAUAUGGAAAGGCCUUAUUGUGGUGACCGGAAGCGAGAGCCCAAUUGUCGUCGUGCUGAGUGGUAGCAUGGAGCCAGCUUUCCAUCGGGGGGAUCUGCUUUUCCUGACGAACUUCCAGGAAGACCCUAUUCGCGCAGGAGAAAUUGUAGUGUUUAAAGUGGAAGGCAGAGACAUCCCCAUAGUUCACAGAGUCAUCAAAGUGCACGAAAAGGAAAAUGGUGAUAUCAAAUUCCUCACUAAAGGAGAUAACAAUGAAGUCGAUGACAGAGGAUUAUACAAGGAAGGGCAAAAUUGGCUGGAAAAGAAAGAUGUUGUGGGGAGAGCGAGGGGGUUUUUGCCAUAUGUUGGUAUGGUUACUAUCAUUAUGAACGAUUACCCAAAAUUUAAGUAUGCAGUUUUGGCCAUAAUGGGCGCCUUUGUACUUUUAAAGCGUGAAUCCUAACACUGGAAAAAGGCACAAGAAUAAUAAAGACAUCAUUCAGACUAAUAUAACUAAUAUAUAUCUUAUAAUCUUCUCCAAAAUUAACAUAAAAUACCUGGGAACUGUUCUGAUGUACAAAAACUCAUGUUCUUCAUUUUAGCUAUUUAUUCAGGUAACAGUUUCAGUUGACACUUUAUAAAACAAUGUAAAAUGUUUUUCUUACAAUAUGACCUAAUAAAACCAACAAAUAACA
This is a messenger RNA of Xenopus laevis (African clawed frog), 952 nucleotides long. It is a transcript of the gene sec11c.L, whose product is annotated as SEC11 homolog C, signal peptidase complex subunit L homeolog. Gene Ontology annotation, cellular component: endoplasmic reticulum membrane; membrane; signal peptidase complex. Gene Ontology annotation, biological process: protein maturation. Gene Ontology annotation, molecular function: serine-type endopeptidase activity; peptidase activity; signal peptidase activity. The record is from RefSeq and is a predicted model, not a curated record. The transcript has 7 exons. Bases 187 to 720 code for a protein of 177 amino acids. NCBI's taxonomy places the organism in Eukaryota, Metazoa, Chordata, Amphibia, Anura, Pipidae.